GUUGACGCGGCUGAUAAGCGAGUGCGGCCAAUGGGAGCGCAGCAGGGCGGAGAGCAGCGGCAGAUUGUACUACAGUGGAGAACUGCCGCCAACAGUAGACGCGUAUCCCGCGCUGUCUGUCGCUAUUCAGCAUCUUCUGGUUAAUGGAUUAUACAGUUUCCCUCCAAGUGCAACAUCAGCUGGCGGUGUUCCCGACACACUUCUGCCAGGGCUACAGUGUGGAGUUACAGAUGAAGUCAACAGAGGUGGACCAAGGGCUUUUCACAGACAGCUACUGCAAAGUGUGCAGCGCUCAGCUCAUCUCCGAAUCCCAGAGGGUUGCCCAUUAUGAGAGUCGGAAACACGCCAACAAAGUCCGGCUGUAUUACAUGCUACAUCCUGUGGAUGGAGGCUGCCCUGCCAAGAAGCUCAGAACAGACAAUGGCAGCGACAAGGGCGACGUGGACAAGAAUAAGUGCUGCACGCUGUGUAACAUGUCCUUCACCUCAGCAGUGGUGGCACAGUCACAUUACCAGGGUAAAAUCCACGCCAAGAGGCUAAAACUGCUGCUGGGGGAGCAGCCUGCCAUCACAACCAAAGAGGCAUCACCGAGUCCUGUAAAGAGCUCCCCAGAAACGUCUCCAAUGACCUCCCCGCGACAGCGCCGCGACUCUGACCGCUACUGCCAGCUAUGCAACGCCUGGUUCAACAACCCAGGCAUGGCUCAGCAACAUUAUGAUGGCAAAAAGCACAAGAAGAAUGCUGCUAGAGCAGACCUGUUGGAGCAGCUGGGCAAGACCCUGGACAUGGGAGAGAUGAAAGGUCUUAAACGGAGCUAUACCUGUGAAGUCUGUAGCGUCACACUGAACUCGGUGGCACAGUAUCAUGCACAUCUGCAGGGCUCAAAGCACCAAAACAAUCUGAAGAAUCAAAUAUGUGUCCAGUGAGCGUGGGCCGAAGAUAAAAAAACAACUAUUGGAUUGAUGUCAGACAAGCUGUGGUCAGCUUGCCCUGCUUUUUCUGCCUCUGCCCUGCUUCUGCUCUCCUCCACAUCAUUUCAAUCUCUCUCUCUCUCUCGCAGCCACCCUGGCGAGGAGGAAAAUAAAGAGAUUUUUUUUGUAACACUAGCACUGCAUCAACACUCUCACCUGUCGGUAUACAGUACAGUUUAAACAGUUUCUCCAUCAUUGACCUUUGACAUUCCACUGCAGCUGUGUUUUUAUCCACUGUCAGUCUGAGAGCAUUAAAGUGGAUCUUUCUAACAAUGCACCGGAUGCUAAGUAUGAGAAUAUAAGGGUUGUUUUUAACUCUUUUUGUUUGCUUUUACUUGAAUGAAACAGAGCAUAUUUAUUUGAAAUCAAAGGAAAAUAUAUACAUUAUUUAGCAUUGUGGGCUUUAUCUAUAACUCAAUCACUCUCUUUGCCCUCAGAUUCUGUAUGGUACACAGUGCAACUCAACUCUAACGCUUUUAUUGCAUACAUGCUUGCAGUGGAGCUAAAUCCCCUUUGUGUCUUAAAGGGGUUGAUGGCAAUAAUGACACCGGUCAGACUCUUAAUAUAUGUUGUAAUGGUAUUAUCUUCUACGGGCUUGACUUCUGUCUAUGACUCUUGUCGAAAUAAGGAACAGACGAUAAUUUUUAAAGCUUUUAAAGGAUAAUUCUGAUAAUUCCGUUGUAUAGAGCAAAAAUCACAGUAUCACAUUUGUUUCCGUAGAUUUAGCCAACAUUCUUAUCAGUAAUAAUAACAUUGCACCCACCCGGUUAUUGCUGAGAUAUGGCAAGGCAAGAAACACGAGCAGUGCUUACCUCUGAUUGUAUAUCUCCAAGUAAACUGGUUUAGAUCAUUUUUAAACUGCUGGCUUGUUUACAACCUGACUUAUUGUUUUGUUGUAGCGAUUGCUCCCAGAUCUCAGAAAUUACUUUGUUGGGGACAUUGUUACCAAACACAAAUUAUGCCUAAUGCUAAAAGAAAAUGAUACU
Molecule: messenger RNA, 1957 nt
Organism: Sander lucioperca (pikeperch)
Lineage: Eukaryota; Metazoa; Chordata; Actinopteri; Perciformes; Percidae
Gene: zmat4a
Product: zinc finger, matrin-type 4a
Exons: 7
Coding region: 144-926 (260 amino acids)
Cellular component (GO): nucleus
Molecular function (GO): nucleic acid binding; zinc ion binding
Source: RefSeq, a predicted model, not a curated record